AUGGUGGCCGGCAAGCCUUCGAAGCCCACUAGCAGAGACGGAUUCGAAAUCGCCAUUGUAUGUACAAGAGCGCUUGAAUACGAUGCGCUCUGCCUUCUUUUCGACGAUUUUUGGGACACAGAUGGCGACCCCUUCGGCAGAGCCAGGGGUGAUCUCAACACUUACACCACAGGCUGCAUGGGGAAUUUUAAUGUUGUUGCGGUGCUGCUCUGCAGCUCAGGCAAAGCACCCGCAGCAAGUGCAGCGGCCAGUCUUCGAUCGAGUUAUACUUGCAUUGAGCUCCUGAUUCUUGCCGGGAUAUGCGAGGGGGUUCCUGAUGCAAAUGGAGAAGAAUUACUGCUUGGUGAUGUAGUCAUCAGUGAAACAGUCAUCGAGUAUGAUCUGGGCACUCAGUCAAAGAACACUAUUGAGCGGAUGCAUGGGCGUGCAAACAAAAACAUCCGAAAUUUUACUACAACCAUUAAAACCGAAAGGGGAUACGAGCUUUUGGAGGGUAAGGUUUCGGUUUUCCUACAACAAAUUCAGGGCCGUGUGUCAGAGGCAAAGUAUCGGCAGAGGCGCAAGGCCGCAACUUACAGGUACCCUGGCUCUACCAACGAUAUUCUCUUCGAGUCAACCCAUCGCCACAGGCAUUAUAACUCGUCACAAUGUGCGUGUGCCGACUACAGCCCGGAUGAAGGCUUCUAUGCAGUAUGUGACCAGUCUACGGAAUUGAUUUGCGAACAGACUGGCUGCGAACACAAAUGUGUAAAAACCCGAACUCGGUUACACCUGAAGAACAAGCUAGAGAAUAAUGGGGAUGCCAAUUCUGCACAAAUUCCACAUAUCUUUCUUGGACGCUUUGGAUCCGGCGACACGGCAUUUAGAUCCGGUAUUCAUCGAGAUUCUCUAGCUCAGAAACACAACAUCAUCGCUUUUGAGACGGAGGGCGCUGGAGUCUGGGACGAAUUGCCUUGCAUCAUCGUUAAGGGUGUGAGCAGCUAUGGAGAUGGCCAUAAAUCGCAAAUAUGGGCAGAAUGGCAAUACUUUGCUGCCGCUGCCGCUGCAUCAGUCACAAGAGCUUUAAUUGAGCGUUACCCCCAAACCGAUAAAUCACCCACCACAGUUCUCAAGCUUCAGGAGAAUAAAGCCUGUUUAAAUGCCCUAUUCAUCACAAACCCUGAGGAUGAUAAGAUUCGUAUUGAGGAGACGAAGGGGGGGCUGCUUCGGGAUGCGUAUAUCUGGGUCACGAAAAGUGAGGAGUUCGUACAGUGGCUUGAAGACCCUGGAAUUCGCUUACUUUGGAUCAAGGGCGAUCCAGGCAAAGGAAAGACCAUGCUGUUAUGUGGUAUCAUAGAUGAGUUGAAAGCGAGAAAAACUGGACGCAAAAUCUAUUAUUUUCUCUGUCAAGCAACAGAUAUCCGCCUCAACAAUGCUGCAGCGAUACUACGAGGAUUGCUACAUAUGAUAGUCUUACAGCAACCCUCUCUCAUCACUUGCCUCAGACACGAGUUUGACAAGUCUGGAAAAUCUGCUUUUGAAGGGGCCAAUUCUUGGGUUGUUCUUUCUCGCAUAUUUGAGCAGAUGCUCAGAGAUGACUCUCUAAAGGAUCCAAUCUUCGUUAUCGAUGCAUUAGAUGAGUGUGUGUCAGAUUUGGCGCAAAUUCUUAAAGUUAUAACGCAAAGCUCAGCUUCAUCGUCUCGGGUGAAAUGGCUCGUGUCGAGUCGCAAUUAUGCAGACAUUCAAGAGACACUGGCAACUGCGGAAAAUAAGUCGAUUAUGAGCCUUGAGCUCAACGCGGCAUUUGUUUCUACUGCGAUAAUGAAGUAUAUCCAGCAUCAACUGAAACUUCUAUCUCGCAAGAAAGGCUAUACCAAAUCACAAAUUGAUCAUCUAGAGGAAUAUCUAUCUACCAACGCAAAUGGGACUUUCCUCUGGGUUGCAUUAGUAUGUGCCCAACUCGAGUGGACUCCACGAUUCGAUCAUCUCUUCAAAUUGAUAGAGUUCCCUGUAGGACUUGACCAACUCUAUAAUCGAAUGAUGGAUAGAGUAUGCGAUUCAAAGAUAUCAGAUUUUGGCAGAAGAGUUCUAGCUAUCGCCACAGUCACCAACCGGCCUCUUACUACAUCGGAAUUCGCUUCCAUGAUCAACGACAUCAGCCAUGACAAAGGUGGUACAGAGCCUAACGACGAUACCUGGGAAGAUGUAUUAGGCUAUUGUGGCUCAUUUUUGACUAUGAGAAAUAGUACUGUAUACUUUGUUCAUCAAUCUGCCAAAGACUUCAUCGUCAAACACGCCGUCCAGCGGCUCUUCCCGAAUGGUACGGAACACGUCCACAGAGAGAUACUCGAGAUGUGUAUUUCGGCUAUGAGAAGCGUGUUAAAGAAGGACAUGUAUAAUCUUGUCGAUCCUGCGUUUUCAGUUGAUGAUCUCCCACAGCGAGCCCUGGACGAAGAUCCACUCAUUUCUGUAAGAUACGGAUGUGUCCAUUGGAUUGAUCAUUUUGAAAAGUCUAUGCCCAAUAGCAAAGACCAGCCCACGAGUUUCAAAUUGAUAAAUGCCUUUCUAGAAGAAAAGUUCAUUUAUUGGCUAGAAGCUUUGAGCCUUCUCAGAAAUAUAUUCGACGGCAUAGCAGCAAUGCAACGACUGGAGCAUUUGGUUGCAAAUUCUGGAAUACCCGAACUACGCAAGCGAGUUUGGGAUGCUCGCCGCUUUAUCCAAACGUUUGACAACGCUAUAGCAGAUUACCCUCUGCAAGUCUAUGUGUCGGCUUUAAUCUUUAGUCCAACCAAGAGCAUCACUCGCCAACGGUUUAAACACGAAGCUCCGGAAUGGAUCCACGCAUUGCCAAAUGGUGAAUCCGAAUGGGCUCCUGCUUCUAGAACAUACGGGGGCAACAAGGAGUAUCUUAGCCACCUCGCUGCCUCCUGCGGCGGAACAUGGAUAGCGUCUGCAGGCUAUAGUACUAUAGCCAUAUGGGAGACUUUCUCUGGCAAACUGAUUCGAGCCUUGCCCGUGUUGCACGGCACUGCACCUGGAGAAGAACGCGCUCAAAGCCGCUACUUCUCUAUUAGAUUUUGCUUUUCUCCUUGCAGUAGAGACGAGCUAGCAUCAAGCUGGUUUGACUAUCCAAAUCACAAGUUAAUGAUAUGGGAUAUUGCAACGGGCAAAGCUACGCAACAGCUCCCGAUCGAAAACAUGGUGAAAUCAAUUUCAUAUCUGGCGUCAGCUCACAACAUACUGGGCUGUCUCUCCAAAAGUAAAAAUGACAGUGACACGAGGAUCAUUGCUUCAAUCUGGAAUACCGAAACAGGCCAAAUGAUUGAGAGGCUUCAGCUUGACGAAUCAAGCACUCCUGUAUCACUUUCUAUAUUCUCAACCGUCAACAAGAAUAUUAUAGCACAGUCCAGAGGUCAUGCCGAUCAGACGCAUGUUGAAAUCUUCAACAUCGAUACUGGCAGUAAAGUUCAUGUUACGACGGAUCACAUCAACGACAUCAAGUUCUCUCCGGACGGCUCUCUUUUAGCCGUUCGUAUAUCAUCGCGCACUAUCGCCUUUUUCGAUACAGCAUCGGGGGAGAUUAAAUGGUCAUUCGAGAGCAGCGGAGGUUUAAUUGAUUUUGCCUUCUCGCCAGACGGGACAUUAUUAGCAGCAUCUACUUCGGACGGAAUUCAGAUUCUGAGCAUGACAUCUAGCAGUUGCUUGCGAACCAUCAGAUCGAGAAGUAAUUACUUAAUCUUUUCCCACGACGGACAGAAGAUAUACAGCGUCGAUUAUGCCGUGAUCAAUGUUGUGGAGAUGGACCAAGAAAGCUUCAUCGUACAAGAUUUACUCGAACAUGCACCUGAAGAAGUUACUGUUCACAGGUGGAAGGUUUCUCUAUCGCCUAACUGCAAAUUGGUCGCAUCAAUGUCCAUACGCCCAACGGGUAUAAAACUUCUCGACAUCGACACAAACACUUCCACCAAUCUACUUGAAAACACUUCCACUAAUCUCCUUGAACACCCAUAUGGUGAUCAAGAUCUCACAAACCUUAUCCUUAAAUUUUCCCCUGAUUCUGAGAAGCUAGUCUUCAUCUCAUCUGCCAUGGUUAAACUGUGGGACGUUUCUUCUAAGCCGGCAGGAAAUAUUUUGACGCAGAAGAAAACUUCCAUGUUCACGUUUCGAUAUGCUCUCGACCCUUUCCCAUUUUCGCCAAAUAGCGCGCGCCUAGCCAUUCCAUUCAGGUAUCAGAACCUUUCCGUGCGUUUGCCCGACACACUCGAGCACGAGAAGAUAUCUAAGCGUUUGCCCUACGCCCUCAGAGUUCAGUUUGGGAUUUUCUCCAACCACUGA
This is a messenger RNA of Trichoderma gamsii, 4314 nucleotides long. RefSeq lists its product as hypothetical. Gene Ontology annotation, molecular function: catalytic activity; protein binding. The transcript is spliced from 3 exons. NCBI's taxonomy places the organism in Eukaryota, Fungi, Ascomycota, Sordariomycetes, Hypocreales, Hypocreaceae. Bases 1 to 4314 code for a protein of 1437 amino acids. Gene Ontology annotation, biological process: nucleoside metabolic process. The record is from RefSeq and is a predicted model, not a curated record.